AUGGCGACUUUCGACGAUACAGCGCUGUCGAAAUUGACAGCUAAAAUCGACAGCAAGCUCGCCGAGUCCAAGAAAACCCCAGAGAAGAAGGACCAGGGCAAGAGGAAACGGGACCAAAUAGGAGAUGCUGUCCAGUCGCCACCUAAUAAGAGGAAAAAUAUAUCAAAGCCCAACGAUAACAAGAAUAAUCGCAACCCAAAGAAGACUCAAAAACCAACUGGUACUUCCGAGAAAGCCAGCUCUAGUACCCUUCUCGAUGAAAUUAGAGCUCUUGGGGGCGACGAGGAAGACCUAAAGUUAGUAGAAGAUGUAAAUUCCGAGGAUGAGGAACCCAGCAAUGUGAAAAGCAAGAAGGGCGCAGACAAGGGCCUUCGAGCUGAGUUAGCUAAAUUUGCUGCUGGUCUCGGUUUCGACGACGUGGGACCGGAGCCUGAUGCCGAAGAAGCCGACGGUGUCGAUGAAGACGAAAGUGAAGAUGAGGACGGCAAUGAUGGCGAGGCCGAAGAAAAACCUCCACAAGAUCCGAAAAGAAAGACGAUCUUUGAACUUCGUCCUGACUGGCAUGCUGUUAGUUUAAAAUCUCUGCCGACUCCGGCAUCUGAUGAUGUAGCCGCCUACGCACCAGCAAUAGCCGAGUUAAAGGCCUAUGCCAAAUCUCUCUUGGACGAGGAUAGUACGGCAUACAAUAAGACUCUGUCUAAAUCGUCAUCUCACAAGUUCAUGUCUACCAUAAUGUCUUCGGGUACGAUGUCGGAUAAGGUAUCCGCCUUAACUCUGGCUAUCCAGGAAUCCCCCAUACAUAAUAUUAAAGCCCUUGAGAACCUGAUAGGGCUUUCUGCAAAAAGGAGUCGUGGGCAGGCCCUCUCUGCUCUCGCUGCUCUAGUGGACUUGUUUGGACCCGGAAUGAUUUUACCAUCGGAUAGACGGCUACGUCUUUUUCCUUCGCAAUUAGGUCUCGUCGGAACUCUCCAAAAGUAUGGCGUGAAAAGAUGGUCUGCUGGCCAAAAAUUGCCAGGAAAAAUCACCAAGGAGCACCUUAUAUCGUGGAUAUUUGAAGACUGGCUAAAAGAGUCCUAUUUCAAGAUUAUCCAAAACCUCGAAGUUUGGUGCGAUGAUGAGAUUGAAUAUGCUCGAACCAAGGCUGUCGAUUUAGCAUUCGCAUUGUUGCGAGACAAACCCGAACAGGAAUCCAAUCUCCUACGACUUCUCGUAAAUAAGCUUGGCGAUCGCGAGCGUAAGAUUUCCUCGAGAGCUUCUUAUCUGCUCUUGCAACUCUUAAACACCCAUCCUGGAAUGAAGCAAAUAGUCAUUCGCAGCAUCGAACAAGAUAUCCUGUUUCGACCCGGACAGCAAAUACGCGCCAAGUACUACGCCAUCAAUACGUUAAACCAGACUAUUCUAAGCACCAAAGAACCUCAAGUCGCAGAUUCUCUGCUGAACAUAUACUUUGGUCUGUUUGUUGCCCUACUCAAGAGUGGUGAACUCAGUCAGCAUGAUGGAAACCCCGAUACCUCUAAGAGGGAUAAACGCAAGCAGAAGAAGAACCCAAAGCAAACGAAGAAGACUGAGGAUAAGACUCAGGCUAGCCCGAGCGAUCGAGAAGCCGCCGAAAAGCUUGUCUCUGCAAUUCUUACCGGAGUGAAUCGAGCUGUGCCGUUUUCACAAGCUGAACAGUCUACACUCGAGUCACACCUAGAUACGCUUUUCCGCAUUACACAUUCCUCCAACUUCAACACUAGUAUUCAAGCUCUUAUGCUUAUUCAGCAACUCUCAGCCACCCGACACCUUGCUACCGAAAGAUUCUAUCGGACUCUGUACGAGUCGCUACUAGACCCGCGUCUAAGCACCUCUUCUAAGCAGGCCUUAUACCUGAACCUUUUGUAUAGAAGUUUGAAAUCUGACGUGGAUGUCCGCCGUGUGAAAGCAUUUGUCAAGAGGAUGUUACAGGUCUUGAAUUUGCACCAGCCUUCCUUCGUUUGUGGUAUCAUUUAUCUUAUAAUCGAUCUUUGCACAACGUUUCCAGACUUAAAAACGCUUAUAAAUGAGCCGGAGGAGCAUGAUGAAGCUGAAGCGGUCCCGGGGGUGGCAUCAGAUGCCCCAACCGAGACAGCAGUCGUCGAUGGGCCGGAAGCCCAGUCGAAGAAGGUCGAGGGCGUUUAUGAUGGGCGAAAGCGAGACCCCGAAUAUAGCAACGCGCAUCGCAGUUGUCUCUGGGAGCUCAUACCGUUCCUACGGCAUUUUCACCCUUCUGUGGAUGUCUAUGCAUCAUGUCUUAUAAACGGACAGGAGGCUGCUCAAAAGCCCGAUCUGGCUAACCACACGCUCAUAGCAUUCUUGGACAAAUUCGUCUACCGCAAUGCAAAGGCUGCCGACGCGACCAAGGGUGUAUCUAUUAUGCAACCUGUCACUGCAAGCGGUCAAGGAAGCAUCUUGCUAUCGAGUAAACCUUCGGCCAAGGCAGCAGGAAGCACCUUGAACUCGGCGGAAUUCUGGAACAAGAAGAGUGAGGAUGUUGCUGUGGAGGAUGUCUUCUUCCAUGAAUACUUUACGCGGAUAGGCAAGUCCGAACAGGCUGAGCGCAAGAAAUCGAAGGCAGACAAGAAAGAGGGAGAGGGCGAAGAGGAUGAAGAGGAACAGGAAGACGAAAUCUGGAACGCGCUCGUGGCAUCUCGACCAGAAGUGGAAGGCGACUCGGAAAGCGAGCCCGGCUUUGACGAUCUAAUGAGCCUCGACGAGUCUGACGAGGAGUUUAAGAAGGAGAUGGCAGAGAUGGAUGAGGGAGAAGGUUCGGAAGACGAAGACGGAGUCGAGUUCUGGGACGACUCGGAGGGUGAUGACGAGGAAGGAGAGUCGGAGCUACAACAAGCGCCUGUAGCCAAAGAAGAUGAGGAGAAAGAAGAGUCGGACCGCAAGAAGAGGAAGAAGGCUCUCAAGAACUUGCCUACCUUCGCGUCUGCCGAUGAUUAUGCGGAGUUGCUUGCUCAGGAUGACGAUGAUUUGUAA
Molecule: messenger RNA, 3003 nt
Organism: Daldinia loculata
Lineage: Eukaryota; Fungi; Ascomycota; Sordariomycetes; Xylariales; Hypoxylaceae
Product: CBF-domain-containing protein
Exons: 3
Coding region: 1-3003 (1000 amino acids)
Cellular component (GO): nucleus
Source: RefSeq, a predicted model, not a curated record